ACUGUUAGUCAGCUGAUGGGAGGCGUAAUUGUGACUGCCAUAUCAACUCUCGCCUUUAUAUAGUGUCGCUGGAUCUGACACUGGCACUCAGAGUCCAUUGGUCGUCUGAUCACUGAGCUCCCAGUAUUCCUGUUGCCCAGGUGUUUGCAAAAAUUCAGCAGGCAUGGCGAUGAUGCGCGUAGCAGCGUUGAUGGUGUUGCUGGUGUGCCUCGUCCAGGGACGAGUGAGACUGUUUGAGCAGAGUGAGGGAGAAAUAUGGGCUGUGCUGCUGGCCGGCUCAAACUCAUACAUGAACUACCGCCAUCAGGCGGACGUGUGUCAUGCCUAUCAGAUCCUGCACCAGCACGGUGUUCCUGACGACCAUAUCAUCGUUAUGAUGUACGACGACAUCGCCAACAGCAAGCAGAACCCGAAUCCAGGCGUGAUAAUUAACCGUCCAAAUGGCCCCAACGUGUACGAUGGUGUUGUCAAGGACUAUACUGGCAAGGACGUUACUCCAGAGAACUUCCUGAAGGUGCUUAACGGUGAUGCUGAGGGCCUGAGCGGUGUGGGCUCUGGCAAGGUGCUGAAGAGUGGUCCCAGCGACCAUGUCUUUAUCAACAUGGUGGACCACGGCGCCCCUGGCAUCUUCGCCUUCCCCCAGAAAUAUCUCUACGUCCAGAACUUUACCGACACUAUCCUUAGCAUGCAUCGCAACCAGCAGUUCAAAGAGCUGACCAUAUAUCUGGAAGCCUGUGAGUCUGGAUCUAUGUUUAAGGACAUCCCUGAUGAUAUUAAUGUGUAUGGUUUAUCUGCCUCCAACGCUGUUGAGUCAUCUUACGCCUGUUACUUAGUUGAUGAAUUGCAUACCUUCGUCGGUGACGUCUUCAGCGUUAAGUGGAUGGAGGACACUGACAGGGAGGACACCAUAAAUGAGACACUGCUGCAGCAGUUCCUCAUAGUGAAGAAAGAGACGACAACCUCCCACGUGCUCCAGUGGGGUGAGAAGUCCCUGGAUCAGGAGGUGACUGGGGCAUUCUUGGGCAACAAGGCUGCCGUCGCUGACGACUUUGGUCCCUUCCUCUCUCUGAAUGACCCAUGCUUGCAAUCUUCCAUCCGCAGCGAAGACGUGCCUCUGGCCAUCCUGCAAAACAACGUGAACAAAGCCAAUGGUCUCACUGGCGCAGACUUUUGGAAGCAACAGGUGGAUGUGAUGCAGCAGAACCGCACCUUCGUGAAGGAGACGAUGAGGAAGAUAGUGAGGGUGGUAACCGGUGAUGAUGCCAUCACAGAACAGAUGAUGACCAACACACACCAGGAGAUCCACGAUAAUGACUGCCACCAGAGCUCUGUCCGCACCUUCCAUGACCUUUGCUUCAACCUUGGGCUGAACCCAUACGCUCUGCGGGUGGUGCACGCCAUGGUGAACCUGUGUGAGCACGGCUACACAGCUGACCAGUUCUCUUGCGCUGCCCGAGCGGUCUGUGACUUUGACCCCGUCACUGGCAUCAACUAACCAACUCGUCAGCAACCCCAGUGGCUGAGCAGAUGAAUGACUGACCGUCUGCUAUCCCAUCACCAGCAUCACAUGAACAAAAGGCACAGUGUUACUUAACAAGCUUUUUUUUUUUUAGGAACACUUUUCCCUUAAGUAGAGUUUUGUCAAGUCAAGACAUGAUAAAGACAUGUCCUGCAACGCAUCUAUCCAAUACUACUUUCGUCUACAACAUCUGGAUCUGUCAAACGACGAAUUCAGCAACAGCUCCAGUAGGAAUAAGAGACUGUGGAUAAUGUACCAAUUAACAUGUAAUAUAGAUCUUAAACUUGCUUGUCAGAUAUCUUUAUAAAAAUCAAUAACUAUUUAAAACGAUGGAAACUGUGGCCUCGGGCUGGGCAGCCAGAACAGGAAAAACACGGGAAGCUGUUCACAGAUCUGUUAGUUAUCACCGGUACAAGCUAACCCAGGCAGAGGAAAUGAAACUAAAGGGUUCCCUCUUCAUUUAUUAUAUGUCAUAUAGAAUUCUUCAGCAGACAGUUAUAGAUCAAUAUACACAGAGCUCCUCUUACCCUUCGUUUUAUUUUGUCUGUGAUUAAUGGCUUGUCCCAUUGUUAUGUCUUUGUUAUACAUUGCAUUUAAACAUAUUGUUAAUACUCGAUAAUAAAACUCUCAUCAUUUU
This is a messenger RNA of Cherax quadricarinatus, 2156 nucleotides long. Its product is annotated as legumain. Lineage: Eukaryota; Metazoa; Arthropoda; Malacostraca; Decapoda; Parastacidae. Gene Ontology annotation, molecular function: cysteine-type endopeptidase activity. Gene Ontology annotation, biological process: vacuolar protein processing. The record is from RefSeq and is a predicted model, not a curated record.